AUGAGCAAGAGCUCUCCUCAUUUMGGUGCCCCUUAUUCAAAGGAGGACAUUUUGCAAAGCAUGAGUCGGCCCUCGUCGGAGACUUGGAUGGGUCUUGCAACUUCGAUGUGGAUUCGCCAAGCGCUCAAAGACCUCCCGGAAGAAGGUUCGAGCCGAGCAGAAAUGCAGAGAUUACUUGAAGAGAGCGAAAGGUUUUCGCCCAAAGUCCCCAACUCUGAGGCCGCAUAUAAUCUUACCAGGAAGGACUCGUGCGUUGAUGACGAUGUCGCAACCAAGGGAAUGUGUGAGCCUGCCCAAGAUCAUGCGAGCCUGUCCCGGGAUGUAUCUUCAGCGCAAACGAAACAUGCUGCGUUGCUUACCAUACCCUCCCACCACCCCAACAAGAACUCCGUUGAUGACGAUUUGGACGAGACUGCAAUGUUCAAGUUCGAUUUGCGCGGAACCACCGGCUGUCAUGAAUUCAAGCUUUGGAUGGACGAAGCUCCAGAUUGGUUGAAUCCGGUUCGUUCAAUCGAGUUUCUUCACCAAACAUGGAUCUACACGGAGGAUACUGCGACAUGGUCCGCCAUCAACGACAGGAGCACCUUUUCCCUCUUGUCCGACGGGAGAAUCCAGAUCAGGCGGCAUGAAAGUCUGAGCGAAGGCGAGAAAUGUCAUUGUGAUGAUGAACCCGAACAGGACGACGACGAAACGAACUACAAAGUUCCAUAUACCGUGGCCGACUUUGCCCGAUCUAUCGCUCAAGAUGACUCGGAGCUUCUUCGCUGCGCUUCUGAGUUCGUGGUAUCCCGUGAAUGGGACGGGCAAAAAUACGAGGCCAUUCUUUGUGAGAAAUGUAGGAUGUCUCUGUUCUAUGUCCGAAGCUCUCGAGAACGAGAAAUUAAGCAGGUACCGGCGCCCAUGGCAUGCUUACCUUCUGAACCUCCCCAAAUCCCGCCUAAAUCAUCGGUCAGAGGCUCGAGAAAAUUCUCAUGGAGUAACAGUGAAACACUCCAUUUCGAGCAACCGCUUGACCACCAGCCUGGCUCUCCGACACCAAGCACGCAUGAUGAUACUUGGUUAGUGCCGUUGAAAACGAGUAAUGAUACUUGGCUUCUGCCAUUGGAAGUGGCCUUUCCUUCGCCCAUAACGACCCCGGUUACCUCUUCUCCGUCUCUGGCGUCUCCGCAAACGGUUCCGCAUUCAAUCCCGUACGAAGCACUUCCUGCUCCCCCAUCUAACAUCCCAGAGGAGAAACCAAUCAGCGAAGAUGUCACCGCGUCACCAUCGCCUCAGGGACGGAAGAGCCUCAAAAAGUCGGAAAGGACUCUGGCCAAUCGACUCUCCAAGGGCUUGUCGAUGAAAUUCUCAAGCCGGAACUCGGGAGGGAGGGGCAGCGAUGGCUUGAAUGAUGAAGAGGGCGAGCCAGUGCCAGCCCGGGUUUCUAAGCGAAACUCAGGCAUGUCUUUUGCUUCGUUUGCUUCCUCGGCACGGACCAGUGGUAGUAAAAGGUCCAUUGGAGCGAAAUUUCUUGCCGGGUUGACGGGGAGUAAGACUCCAGCUUGA
Ramularia collo-cygni is the source of this 1545-nucleotide messenger RNA. RefSeq lists its product as uncharacterized. The transcript has a single exon. Bases 1 to 1545 code for a protein of 514 amino acids. The record is from RefSeq and is a predicted model, not a curated record. NCBI's taxonomy places the organism in Eukaryota, Fungi, Ascomycota, Dothideomycetes, Mycosphaerellales, Mycosphaerellaceae.